This is a messenger RNA of Colletotrichum gloeosporioides, 1413 nucleotides long. Its product is annotated as Protein pim1. The coding region runs from base 1 to 1413 and encodes 470 amino acids. The transcript has 3 exons. The record is from RefSeq and is a predicted model, not a curated record. Gene Ontology annotation, cellular component: cytoplasm. Lineage: Eukaryota; Fungi; Ascomycota; Sordariomycetes; Glomerellales; Glomerellaceae. Gene Ontology annotation, molecular function: guanyl-nucleotide exchange factor activity.
AUGGAGACUUCUUUGCCGUCUCGUACCAAGGCCCAAACGGCAAGCACCAAACGGGACCAACACCCAACGAAACCCAAACAACCGAGCCCAGGACCAGCUUCGACAUCGAGACCUACAACGAAACUCGACGUCUUCGUCAUCGGAAGCGGCGAAAACUCCGAGCUAGGUCUUGGCCCCCGGCAUACACAAGCGCCGCGCCCACGCCUCAACCGCCUGCUCGAUGCCGACUCUUUGGGGGUCGUACAAGUUGCAGUUGGCGGUAUGCAUUGUGUUGCACUUACCCACAACGGCAAGGUGUUGACCUGGGGCGUCAACGAUGACGGUGCCCUAGGACGCGUGAAGCCUACCUCCAAGUCCGAAGCGGAGGCCGAAGAGGACGAGGAGGAUAUCCUGGACCCGUUCGAGAGUACUCCCGAAGCCGUCCACUUUGAAGAGGAGAUCGAUGUUGUGCAAGUUGCAGCGACGAACAGCGCAGGGUUUGCGUUGACGGCUGCAGGAAAAGUGUACGGAUGGGGAAGCUUUGCCGGCGGAGAUGGCAACUUUGGCUUCCUCCAUGAGAAGCCACCCAAGACGACGGAGCGAUUGCCAGUGUUGAUCCCAGGGCUCACGGAUAUCAAAAAGCUCGCGGGCGGAUCAGAUCAUAUCCUUGCUCUCACCAACGACGGAAAUGUCUUCGCAUGGGGGUCCGGGGAGCAGAAUGAGCUGGGACGGCGCAUCUUGGCACGCCGGCGCUUCGAGACCCUCGUCCCUCAGCGCGUCGGUCUUCCCAAGAACAAGACGGCCAAGAUCUUUGCCGGGUCGCAUCACAGCUUCGCCAUCGACACGACCGGCAAGGUUUGGGGAUUCGGAUUGAACAACUUUGGCCAGUGUGGAAUCUCGACACGCGAGGACACCGGGUUCACGACUGUCAUCUCGCCGACAGUCAUCAAGAGCCUCGAGGGAUACAAGAUCCGCCACAUCGGAUGUGGACUGCACCACACCGUUGCUUGCACCGAGGAAGGCGAAGUGCUGGUCUGGGGUCGAGCCGACGACGGCCAGAUGGGCAUGCCGCUCGAGACGCUGCCCGAAGACCACAUCAUAUUCGAUUCGAGGGACCGCCCUCGGGUGCUGAACGUCCCAGCCGUCGUUCCCGGUAAGUAUUCCCUAUCCAGUGACAGCCCCGACAAGACUGACCUCGGCUGGGCAGACCUCAAGGCUGUGUUCGUUGCAGCAGGCAUCGAUAAUUGCUACACCAUUUCAAAAGAAGGUGAAAUGCAUGCUUGGGGAUUUUCAGCGAGCUACAACACGGGUCUUGCCACGACGGACACCGUGAAGACACCAACGCUGGUCCGUAGUAAGCAGCUAGGAGAGAAGAAGCUCAAUUUCAUUGAUGCCGGCGGCCAAUUUGCCGUCGCAACCAGCCCUCGGCUGUAA